Messenger RNA from Rhopalosiphum padi (bird cherry-oat aphid), 2516 nucleotides. RefSeq lists its product as uncharacterized. Gene Ontology annotation, biological process: long-chain fatty acid metabolic process; fatty-acyl-CoA biosynthetic process. Lineage: Eukaryota; Metazoa; Arthropoda; Insecta; Hemiptera; Aphididae. The record is from RefSeq and is a predicted model, not a curated record. The transcript has 9 exons. Gene Ontology annotation, molecular function: long-chain fatty acid-CoA ligase activity. The coding region runs from base 387 to 2147 and encodes 586 amino acids. Gene Ontology annotation, cellular component: mitochondrion.
ACCUGUUGGUUGUUGGGCGCCGGCGCAUUCGGUGUCCCGCGGUCGGUCCAAUACCACAUACAAUUUAAGUUAAAUAAUAUAAGUAUUAUACCUAAUAACUAUUUAUAAUAGUAAAUUAAUAGAAUUUUGUAUUCUCGCUGCGAGUGUGCAGGUGGUCGUCAUUUCAUAUUAUUCGAUUUUUUUUUGUUUAUUGUUCGAACUGCGGAAAAUUUAUAUUAAUAUAUUAAAGUAGUUAUUGAUGGUCCAGAGGAAAACGCUAAGAGUAACGCACUGCCAAUUAGUGGAUUUUCACCGAGCCAAAACCGUCUGAAGAGGACUUUUCGGGUACAUAACAAUAAUAUAGGUGAAGUCUUCUAUCCAUCGUUUCGUUUAGUAUUUAUCGCGUCAUGAUGCCGGUAAGACUACAGUGGAGCCGAAUAUUGUGCCGCAGUCACUUGCGACAGACAUGCGUCCCGUUGACCCGUAACGACCUAAGUCAACCGGUUCGAUAUCGCACCGAGUCUAAAGUGGUUCGUUCGCCGUUUUCGGACGUCCAGAUACCGGAAAAUUUAAUUGAUGAGUUCGUGUGGAGCGGCCUGGAGAGAUGGUCGGACAAAGACGCACUGGUUUGCGGAAUAACUAAUAGGAAAUUCACAUACUACGAGACGAGGCAGGCAUGUAAGAGAUUUGCGGCUAGUCUUAAGAAGAGAGGUGCAACUCCGGGCCAAGUGUUCGCCGUGCUGUUGCCAAACGUUCCAGAAUUCGCCAUAGUCUCGCUGGGUGCCAUAGAGGCCGGUCUGGCUGUGACGACGAUCAAUCCUAUCUACACGCCAUUCGAACUCGCUCACCAGCUUAAGGACUCUGGUGCGUCGGGGGUGGUGACAAUUCCCGAGUUAUUGCCCAAAGUUUUCGAAGCCUGGCAGUUGAUGAAUGAGCCCGGCGUAAAACCAUUGUACAUAAUAUCCGUCAACGGCAAAGGUCCAAGACCCGAUGGUGCGUGGGACUUUGAGGAGAUGCUCGAUCCAAUGGUGGACACUUCUAUUCUGAAAAAAAGCCGAUCAAACAGUGACGUGGCGUUCAUGCCGUACUCAAGCGGCACAACCGGUCUGUCCAAAGGCGUGUCGCUGUCGCACCGGAAUCUCUUGGCUAACAUCGUGCAGUCGACUCAUCCAGAAAUAAAUCAUUUUUAUGACACGACAGGAAAUUAUCAAGAUGUGUUGCCGUCUAUUUUACCCUUUUACCAUAUUUAUGGUCUGACAAUGGUUCUUCUAAGGGGACUAAGUUAUGGAUGUAAAUUGGUGACAUUGCCCAAACUUGAAUCGGAAUCAUUUUUGAACAUACUUAUAAACCACAAGGCAACAUUAUUGUACGUAGUACCACCAAUAGUGCUGUUGUUGGGUCAAAAUAAAAACGUUACACAUGAACACUUUCAAAGCGUGAGAGUUAUUUGUAAUGGCGCUGGUCCCGUGAAAGAAGUAGAUGCCGAAAAAGUACUUGCUAGAACCAAGAACAAAAACGUACGUUUUUGUCAAGCGUAUGGCAUGACAGAAUCAUCACCAACCGUGUUCGUAUCCAGGAAUUCCUCAUUGUUCGAUUAUUUGACCGUCGGUCCUCCCUUAUCUAACACUCUAGCCAGAGUUGUUGACCCCACAGAUGACACAGUUGAAUAUGGUCCCGGUGAAACUGGAGAAAUUCAAGUCAAGGGGCCACAGGUGAUGAUUGGCUACCACAACAACCCCGAAGCCACGGCUAACACUUUAAGUCCGGAAGGAUGGUUGAGCACCGGUGACAUUGGUUAUUAUAACGAUAAAAAAGAAUUCUACAUAGUUGAUCGUAUUAAGGAAUUGAUCAAAGUCCAAGGAUACCAGGUUCCGCCGGCUGAAUUAGAAGGACUUCUGAGGACUCAUCCCGCCGUGCUGGACGCAGCUGUCAUCGGCGUGCCAGACGACAGAACAGGUGAAGCGCCGUUGGCGUAUGUCGUGCUCGAUCCAGACAGACCGACCGCCAGCGAGGCAGACAUGAAGGCGUUCGUAGCGGAACGAGUGGCACCGUACAAGCAGAUCUCAGCCGGAGUACGGUUCGUUGAAUCACUGCCAAAAAGCGCGGCCGGCAAAAUAUUGCGGAGGUUACUAAAGGAAGAAUACGAGAAGACCAAAACCACCAAGUGAUCACCGGAAGUCAUGAUUUCAGCGAUUAAUAAUAAUAUAUGCAUGAUGUAAUAUUGUCAUAGGUAAUCGAGUGCGAAAGUUAGGUUAAGGAAGUUGAGAAAACACUCAUCGUGUUUUACUUAACUAUCACGUCGUAUAUUAAUGGUAGACGAAUAAUUGCUCAUACGAAUAUAUUUUAACUAUUAUUAUUACUAUAGUACCGAUUUCUGAUUUAAGACAACGAGUGAUAUUUAUAAUUGUUUUUUUUUUAUUUUAUCAAUUGUUAAAAUAAUAUAAUAAUUUACCGUCACAUCAUAUUAAGACAAUUCAUUGCCAAAUACAAAUUAUAUUAUAUUAUUUAAAAUAAUAAUAAUAUUAUUAUUGAUUUGA